Messenger RNA from Porites lobata, 3682 nucleotides. The record is from the annotation of a GenBank genome assembly. Lineage: Eukaryota; Metazoa; Cnidaria; Anthozoa; Scleractinia; Poritidae.
AUGCCUUUGCGGAUGCUCCUAAGGUUGGUAUCACAGUUUCAAUCAUCUUCAUUGGGUGUAUGUUUUAAGAAGUAGUUGAAAAUAUAGCUUUCAUGCCCGUAUAUAUCCGAUCCGAUCCCUCUCGACGAUGACAUUUGAUAUAAACAUGAUCAAACAUGUUGCUAAAAAUAUAAGGCGUUAAUCAAAUUAACCUUUUCAUCAUUAGUAGAAAAUGAAGUAUUAUACUUUAUUUCAACAAACAUAACAUUUACUUAUCACCAAGAUCAUUCGAGAGAGGUGUUUUUCUCUUUCCCCAAACAGCCAAAUUGUGGCAAUUCAAGGCUUCAAGCUGACUCAACCAAUAAUACCCAUAUAUUAUGGUAUUUAUUUACAGUUAUUAUUAUAACUGCUUUCAGCCUGAGAGAAAGUCAAGUGAUGAAUGCUAGAUUGGGGCUGUGUUCGUUUUGAUACAAACCUCCUAGGCCUUGCUCUUCUUGUCACAGUCAUGCUUUACAAAUUGUUGCAUAAGUAGCUAGGUGAAGCGUAAUCGUCCGAGUGAGCGUAGUCCUGAAGUGACUAUUGCUGACAGGGACUGAUGUUUCGACAACCUGUGCGGUAGUCAUCUUCAGUCAUCUUCUCUGUACCACCAUUGUUUUCGUUGGUUGGCGUUCUCUGAAGAACGAAGCAUAACACAACAGAUGCUAUUCUUAUUCAAUGACAUGCAAAUAAGUAGCAGGGUAUUCUGCAGUUAAGCCGUUGAUGGUAUUGAAAUCUGGUUAUUGACCAGUGGUCAAUGAAGUCAUGAUGUUAUAGGUCCUCUGUCUUUUAAGCUGUGAUAUUAUUGGCUGUGAAGACUCUUAAAUGCCAUUGGUGCAUUUUGAUCCAUCUAUUUGUCACAGUUUAACAGUUGUUUAUUCUUAGUCAAAUUGUCAAUCAAAUUGUCAAUUAUUCAAUCAUUCUGCCAUUGUCAGUUUGAGUCUGUCAAUGCCGUUCAUACAGUACUGGUAACAACAGUCCUUUGCAGGACUACAAUCAGCCGGCAAUCAUGCGCCACCUACUUAUGAAAUUACUCCCAGGUUCAAACCUUUCACAAAUUGUUUUUUAACAUAAGAACAAUGUAAUUUGUACAAGAAAGCAGGAAGGGUUUUAUCAAAGCAAGGCCAAUUUAAGUGCCAGUUCCUCUUACAACUAUAAAUAACCAUUUACGAAUAAAUUAGGGUAAGUACUAUAGGUUGACAUUUAUGCCAGUCAGAGGCUGUUGUGGGCUUAUAAAAUUUGUGCAAUUCAGGGUAUUCUUUGGAGAACAUGGGCUUAAAAAGUGACCUUUGAAUUGACAUAAUGGCAAGAUUACCCAGCUUUAUAUGACAUGCAGCAGUAUUUGUAAGUUGUAUGACUGGUGUGUAAAUCUCUGUAAUUUUAUAUACAUGCACAUGGCAGAGGAAAGAAAAAUAAUCUUCUUACAUUCCUCUUCUUUUGCACUGUUACAUGAAUGUUACACGGUGUAAAACUGACUCCUUGUAAUUCUUUUUUUUUGGUAUUAUAGUUAUCUGGCCAAUGAACAACUCGUUGAAAGAGUAAGUUAAUAAUUUUGUUGAUCAUUUUUUUACUGUAUACAAUAGGCAUAAAUCAUCUUUAACUUGGAAAUGGAAAAGGCUUUUCUUAGUUGUUAUGAUGAAUAGGGAAAUAAAUGGGAAACCAUUGUUCCAAAACUCCUCAAUUCACCCAAUAAACCCAUCCACAGGGUCUUUCUGUUGUCCAAUAUGGUGGUAGCAGGAGAGAAGUAUUUGGCCACCAAAUUAAAGGUCUCAAAAUAUUUCACACUGUGUACAGUGAGUAGCUUUUAUUGAGUUUUUAAGUGGAAACACUUGUUCCCUGAAAAAAGCAACAUAUAGAAAAUAAAAUGAUUGACAACUGAUCAGGAGAAUGUUCACCAAAUUAGGCAAAUACUGGUAUGAAUAAUAUUGAUGUGUACAUAAUGGGAUGAUAAAAAGUGUUCUCCUUAUCAGGCGGUAACCAGUAAAAUUUACCUAAAGCAACAAAGAUAACAAUGGCUGAUUUGCUUAAUGUAGGUCUUAAAAUGACGGAAUGACUCUUCAGAGAGCUAGCUCCUAAAUUUCCCAGUGAGGGUGGGGCCAUGUCCCUCACCCCACUACCCCCAGGAAAGUGCACCUCUGGCACAUUUUGUUUGCCUUGUUGGGCACGAAUGGUCCCUUACCUGCUUAGCUAAAAUUUUGGGCGAACACUGUAAAAAUGCACAUGUCAAAUUAAAAAGAGAGGGAGAAAAAAGGGAAACUAAGGAUCAUCGUAAAAUAUUUGUUAGGGGUAUUGUGGGGAAGUGGAUUUCAAGUCCAUGACCCCAAGAGGCUAAUUUAUUAUGGGCUAAAACUUAUCCUUUAACUCUUAGCGUUUGUAUAGGAGACAACAGCAAUAAAUAAAUUGAAGAGGGUGCCUAAAAAAGACGGUCCUUAACUAUGUCUCAAGUUGAUUUUAUGUCAAAUUAUAACAGCUUAAGCAAACACAAGUGUACUAAUCUGGAAGGAGCAUCUUAGAAAGUCACUUAGGUCAGUUUUCUGAAACCCUUUCAAUUUUAGACUCUGAAAUUAUUAAUACAUGUAUACUAAGCAUACUGUAGUACAAUCAGUAAUAAUAGGCUGAUUUAGCAACAGAAUGAGAACGUCAGUUUACAACGGCGCGCGCAAACUAAACAACUGGCUUGACCAAUGGCAGAGCAGCAAAUUGGACACCGGAAGUCUUGUUUAGUCCUUUCCGCAUGCUUUCCUGUCGUCAAAUGAUGUUCCCGUCCUGUUGCUAAAUCAGCCUAAUAAAUUAAAUUGAAUCAUUUUGGUUUAUCUUCAGCUUGCUAACUCGUACCCCAUCCGUCGUCUGGCCCAGCUUACACAUUACAGCUACAGACGAAUGACACUUUGGGGUACGUAAGUUGAGAUUCCUUAUUCAUAGCAGCUUCAUUUAGGCCCUCAUGGCAGUUACUCAAGCUGUGACAGUUUUAGUUUUUAUUUUUGACGUCUGAUAAUCAGUUGCUUGUUGAAGCAUUUAACAAGAAAAAUUAAACUUAAAAAAGUUACUUGACCUUUCGAUGUAUCACACAUUAUCAAGAGUGAGAAAUGUUAAGUUUAAAAGUGAUUUGUUUAAAGAGCUGAAGAUUGAAUACAUUAGGUUGUAUUCAUGUGUGCUUCAUUCAAUUGGAUUCGAUUCCCGCUAAACUUUUCUAUCAAGAAAUCUACAUAAUAAGGCAUGCACAAAAGCAAUCUAAUUUAUUCCAACUUCAGCCCUUUAAACAACUUUUGCUUGACCCUUGUUGUUUGAUCCUUUAUGUUCCAAGAGUGACCAACAUCAGUUUUCUCCUAACAAUACCAAUACAUGAUUAAAAGGAACGGUUAUGAGAAUAAAUAAAAUGAUCACCUAAGGGAUAAUGCUUUGAUUUUUUAUCAAAUUCUCUCAACCAAUUCUUAAAGGAAAUGUAUGGAGAUCAGUAUGGAGAAUUUGUAUGUGGAUAUUUGGGCUUAAAGGGUUAAUUUUUUUUUAAACAGGUAAUGAUGCCUUGGAUAAGGCUGUUAAGUCAAGCGAGGCAAAUGAAAACUUUCAAAGAUAUCCUCAAGCUACUGGGAGGCUUGUCUCCUUUACAAGAAAUUUCCUGAAAAACAUUCAAAAUGAGAUUGAAAAGAGCCAGCGAGGACCAAGAUAA